UCUGGCGUAGUUGAUCUGCGGGAACUCCAUUCCACCGUACUCAUGGAGGUCAUCUCCAUGGAGAUCCUCGUGCUGGCAGAACACCUAUUGAAAAAGAGGAUGAACUACCACCUAAGACAACCAGCAGCCAGGGAGCUGUCCAUAUGGGCUCUGUGUCUCUAUCCAGAUAAUCUUUGUUGGAGGAUUAAGACCGUAGCAGGAAGACAUUCAACACGACCUGCAUUUGUCCAAAGAGGGUCCUUUAACCUUUCAGGACAAAUCUCCACUGCCGAUCAUAAUGUCUUUAUUGGAUUUUCUUGGGCAGGGGAAGCUGUUGGGGGUCGGAGCUCUGCUGGUGUGGCUCGUCCUCUUCCACCUUCUUGUUAAUGUUUGGCUCCUUUGCGUCUUCACCAGUCUCCUGGUGGUUCUCGGAGGCUGGCUUGGGUCACGGGCUCUGCUGGAUGCCAACAGCGUUCUCCACCUGGAGCACUUUUUGCCUCUUGGCAACAUUAACCCACCUCAGUAUUCACCUGAGCAUGAGUGGAGAUUGAACCAUGAGAUCCACAGCGCUGUCCACAAAGCAGUGCGUGACUUCGUGUCCUCGUGGUAUCGCACUCUGCUGCCCGAGGUGGAGGGCGAGUUUGAGCGUGCGGUGCGUAAUUCGAUGCUGGAGUCAGUGAUGGAACUGAAGGAGCGUGCCCGGCGAGUGGACAGAAAAGCCAUGGUUCAGCGGUUGCUGGAGGUGUACGGGGGUCACCUGCAGAACUAUAUGACAGUAAGACAGAUACAGUCAACACAAAAGGGAAGCAUGAGCCUCUGGCAGCUCUACAGUGAGGUAGACACCCCUCAUCCAGCUGUGAGCAGCAAAGCUGCUGAGCUCAGCUACUCCAGAGCUCUAGUUCACCUUAUACUACAUGUGCUGGUUCCAUACCCACAGAUGGAAACCAGGACAGGAGGUUACAUGGUUACAGAACUUAUUACCUGCAACGUGCUGCUACCACUCAUAAGCAGGAUAUCUGAUCCUGACUGGCUCAACCAGACCAUUGUAGACAUACUUACCAGAUGCAGAGAACCACAGCAGGAAAUCAACGUGGAUGACCUCCCAGUAGAUCCCCUAUACAAAUGUCAGAUCGACCAGGAGUCCUGGGCCACCUGCAAGUCACUGUCUUCUUCCGAUCAAGCUGGUCUCGCCAGCAAAAGCACCUCUGACCUUGAUGACCUGAAUGAGAGCCGGAGCACGAUCCAUGAGAGGGAGUCCUCACUGAGCAGCAUGGUUAGCUUGGCGUCAGCUGGGAAAUUUCAAAGCUGUCGCCCAGGUCUGCUCACACCAUACAAAGUGAACUGCUGUCCGCUCACAUCUGCCCACCACUCCAACUCGUCAGAGUCCAAAAUAAUUUCACUGGACUCGCUAACUCAGGCUGACUCUGAUGAUGAUCUGAAAGGAGGCUUUUGCGAGUGUGGUCCUUCAAACAACUUCUGCAGCAUGCUCACUUCAAAAGAUGAUGAAGCCUAUGGAUGCUUUGGUCCUCUGAGAAAUCUAGGACAGAAGGUGGUGGUGCCGGUGGACUCCCAGUGGCCGGCAGGCAUAGCUCAAGAGAAAUCUCCAGGUUGCCCUAGAAGAAAGCUCUGUUUACCCUCUUAUAGCUUGGAUUCCCCCAACAACGCAGCGGCACCUGUGAACAUCCAGAAUGUCAGAAUUGGUGGCACCAUCACCGCAAAAGAGCAGCGUGGCACCGGCACACAUCCCUAUAUUCUUUACACUGUAAAGUUUGAGACACCGACCAGUGACGGCAGUGCCACUCCACAGCCUGCUGCCUGUCACGCCGUCAAUCGCAGAUACAGCGAGUUCCUCAACUUGCAGACACGUUUAGAGGAGAAGCCCGAAAUGAAGAAAUUAAUCAAGAAUGUCAAGGGCCCAAAGAGGAUUUUCCCUGAUCUCUCAUUCAGCAGUCCAGACGGUGAGAAGGUUGAAGUGCGUAAAAGCCAGCUGGAUGCCUUCCUAAAACAAUUAAGCAGCAUUCCUGAGAUAGCCAACAACGAAGACAUGCAGGAGUUCCUUGAUCUCAAUUCAGGUGUCUGUGCAUAUUUUGGAAGAAAACCUUUUGCCAAGUCAAGAAUUGAUAAGAUGAUGGAAAAUGCUUUGGACACUUUGAAGACAGCUUUCCCACAUCCAGAGCCCCUCAGCCCAACAGAGGACAUCGACGGAGAUCCUGAUGGAAGAACAAUGGACAACAGAAAAUACAGGAGGCUUUUCCCAAGCAAAAUCUCCCCAGCAUUCAAUAUACCCAACAUUCCUGAUCUACAUCCUAAAGUGACAUACUGCUUCAGUGAAGGUAGCACUGUCCUCACUGGCAUGUCACUGUCCCACCUUGAGAAUUUUGUUGGUGAGCAGGAAAGACUGUUAUGCGGACAGAAUGGGAAAGAGACCAAGCAGAGGUGUGAGCAAGAUGUGAAGAAGACUUCAGGGAAAACUCACGGCACAGACACAGCUGUGGCAGAUGUCGCUUUGAACAUCUUGUGUCUGCUGAUGAAGGAUCAGUGGAGUUGGCUGUGCACUGAGAACAUCCAGAAGGCCAUCCGACUGCUCUUCGGGACUUUCAUCGAGAGAUGGUUGGAUGUAGGUGUCGCCCACCUUACCAGUGCUCCUUGCUGGGUGAUUUACCUACAAGUGCUGCAGGAAGCUGUGUGGCCCGGUGGCACUCUGCCUGCACAACCACAGCCUGAGCGAAGUGCUGCACAAAAGGAGAAAACAAAGGAGCAAUGUUUGGACUGCCUGAUGCAGCUGCUCCCAGAGCUCAUCACUGACAUGCUGGGUAAUGAGAAGUACAGACUGAGUUUGGAGACUAUGCUGGAGUCUUUGCAGGACCACCAGAUAAACAAGCAUCUGCUUUACUGCAUCUGUGACCUGCUGCUGGAAUUUUUGAUCCCCGAGUUGUGUGAUAAGAACUUCCAGCAUUCUCUACUACAGAGCCUGACCAAAGACACAUAUUGAGACAACAAUGAUUGUCAUGAUGAUUUACAAAAAUGUGCCUGCUGAAGCCCAGAAUUGAUCACCAGACAGACUCGGGUCUUAAUAACAGUCACAACUCUCAGCAGCUUGUCUGAUAGAUAAAUGGAAUACACAGGUAAACAAAUAUCUGUCAUUCAGUUGUGGCGAGCACAGUGUACUUUGCUGUGGUCUGUGUGGGAGCAGCAUCAGAGCUGGGAACAACAACAGACUGAAGAAACUGAUUAGGAAGGCUGGCUCUGUGAGCCAGCUAUCACCCUCUAUAACAUUGUAUAUCUGUCUGACAAAUGAUUGUCUGCCAGAUAAUAUUUGUUUAAUUCCUAUCAUUAUUUCAUGAUCAUUUCAACUUCCCAUGUGUGUGAUAGACUUAGGAUUUCUCAUCUUAUCUCAUUAUCAUAAAACAAGCUUUAGCUUCCAUUUCACCUUAUAGAAAGUUUGCAUCCAAGUAAAAUAUAAUGUAUUUGUCCUCUGCCUCCAUUUGUUUACUUUUCAAGUUAAAUCUGUUAACGUUUCAGAAAGUGUCCGACAUUAUCCAAAACCUACUCUUUUGCCCCAUUUUUAGUCUUUUGGAGAGUGAUAAGAUGAUUAGGUGAUGCCUCGUUGGUGGACGCAGUUCAUGGAGAUGCAGCUUGCCAUAUACUUGUGCAGGAUGUGACAUAUUCAUAAAAGCUUGUAGUCAAUGGAGUCCAUAGGGUGAUGGCGCAACAAAGCGGCAUCAACCACGCAGAUUAAUGAGAAAAAGGAGUGAUCCUGGCUUCAUAUUUAUAUCAUCACGCAAACUGACGUCUGGUUAACAUGUCACCCAGUUAAACUAAUUUUUUUUGGCUCUUGGGCUCUGUUGCAGACAACAUAUGAUGUUGUUUAAUAUGCUUAACAAAUACACAGUUAUUCGCUGUGUAAAACACAUGCACUGUUACUGUUGUCUUUAUUCUUGAUGCAUUUGUUUAUUCUGAUAUGGUUGCAAAUCGUGCACAUUCCUACUUUGGAGCCUGGUAAGUUCACAGCUGGCAUGAGUGCAUAUGUUCAUGAUAGCUACCUGAAGUAUGAUGAUUCGACAGAUGUAGAACUCGACAGAUUGCCGGGGCUUGAAAGGAAAUUAAGGAGGCUCUUCCAGGAUUUUAUAUAAAGUUUUAUUCUGUCUUUUGUCGCCCUUUAUCUAAUGAUUGCUACAGGUCUCACUGUGCUUCCCAGUGCAAUUAGUGCCUUCAGCUGAGCCCUCUCACAUCUCUGAGUGAUAUCAGCAGUGUGAAGGAGGUGCUCAGAUGAAAGCUAGGAACUUCAGACAGGUGUACUGACUGAAUCAAUAAAUGUUUGAAGUUGAGAGCACUGUUGGGGAAUCCCCCUGUCUUCAACACAAAGAGUGAACUUGUGGGAUUUUAGCAGUCAUAAAGAUGAUUUUGUGCUAGUUGAUGUUUUCUUUGAUUACUCCUCUGUGUCAGGUCACUUAUUCAUAUAAUCCAGCUCUUCUCACACAUUCUUUCACUGUACAAACACUAUUUGUGUGAAAGGAGUUAAAGAUCGACUGAUAUUUCGUCGAUAAGUAUUGUGUUUUAGUUUUCCCAUGAUCUUUUGAUCCGGAGAGCAGUUAAAAAAAUACCAGUUUCUUCACAGCCAAAAUCCCUGAUGAGGGAUAAAUUAACUGCAUGAUUUACAAAACCACUUUAUGUUUUGCUUGAAUGGUAAAUUGAAAAAAAAGUAAGGAAAAAAAUCACCACUUUUUAUAAAGUGCUUCCAUGUGGCAACAUAAUUUUAUUAAAUAUUUAAAAAGAAAAUUCUGCAAUUUUUCAAUAUUUCAUUGAGGGAAAAAAAAUCUGCAUCACUUGGUAUCUGCAUGCACUCUGUACUUGAACUGAAAGCUUUAUUAUCCGUGUUAAGCACGACAGAAACAGGGACACUGGUGGUUGGUACUCGGACAACUGUCAAGCAUCCUUACAUAGUCAGCAAGCCAGCCUAUUGCAAACAAUCUCUGAAAUGCUGAAAUAAUUACAAUCAGUUCAAAGAGGGUGUUCGUCUGUAAAAAGAAAAAAAAAUCUGGCAGUUCUGUCAUGGUGAUUGAAAAAGUCUCAAAAAUGCGUGCUCUUCCCUGCUCUGCAAUUAUCUCUUCCAAUGUAAAACACUUUUCUACCAAUUUAUUGUGUUUCCAGCUCUGUUUCUGUUUUAGAAGUGCUUUGUGGUGGAAAUCCGAGAUGAAAAACCAUAUACGUGUACGAGUACAAUUCUGUGGAAUAAUCCUGUAACACACGCAAGCUUUAUAAAGCUCUCAGACCACAGUGUGAGCAAAAGUUGUAUAUUGGAUGCGCUCAGAUCCAACAACAGGGGAGUUGUUCACAUAUGCUCACAUAUAAACUGUCAGUCGUCAGGGUGUAAAUCCACUCCUAUUGUUUCCACUUGCUGGUCAGCAGGACUUCAUAAAGUUAAUGUUAGGAACAUUUAGCACAUCUCACUUCCUUUCUUAUGAGAUCAUGGUCUGAUACUGGUGGGGCCCCACCUCCUGUCUCAUGCUUUGGGACUUGCUUGUGACUGGAAACCAGGGGGGAUUAAAUGCUUAAACUGCACUGCUGGUGGCCACAUAUGAGUGGGAACAGCUGUAUUUUAACCACAAAAUGCUUAGUGCAACAAUUAUACACGGAAGUUCACAACUUAGAUCCAUUACAGGAAUUGCUGAAUCAUUCCAAAUAAGCAUUAUUAUUCAUUUAAAGUAUAUUGUAAAAUAUUGUGAUUUAUCUGAUAAAAGUCAUCCCCCCACCCUUAGAGUUUUUUAAUUGUUAGUGAAAACAGUGAAAUUUGUUGUGCACGGUUGUAGGGCUUCCUCGGGGUGACUGGUAUAAUCUUCAUUGGAUGUUCAUCAGGUCAAUUUGUCCAAUGCUUUGGUUUAUGACUAUCCUCCAAAAUGAAACUGUGGGGAACAUGGCAAGUGAAGGCCAGUAUGCUCUGAUCCAACAGAUGAGUUACUGUUACACAAAUUCCUGAAAAAUUUCAUGCUGGUUGUGGUAGCAGUUAUCAGAAUACACACUGCACUUUUCAUUGAAGUUUUUUGGGUAUGAGGCUGCAUAGGAACCAGUCAGGGAUCUGGACCACAGAGAAAUGGAAGUUCUACUGGAAAAGCUUGGGUCCUGCCAUUCACGUGGAUGUUGCUUUGACACAUACCAUCAACCAAAACAUUAUUAGAGACCAUGUACAUCCUUUCAUAGAAGCUGUAUUCCCCUUCAGCUGUGGCCUCUUUCAGCAGGAUCAAUAUGCCCUGUCACAAAGACACAAGAAGCACAACAAAUUUGAAGUGUUGACCAAAUUCUACAGCUCUCAAUCCAAUCAAAUAUCUGGGGAAUGUGGGGAACAAGCAAGUCCAAUUCAUGGAGGCCCCACAACUUACAGGACUUACAGGAUCUGUUACUAACUUCUUAGUGCCAGAUACCACAGCACACGUUCAGGGUCUAGUGAAGUCCAUGCCUCAAUGUGUCAGGCUUGUUUUGAUAGCAAAAGAGGGACUGCCACAAUAUUAGGCACGUGGUCAUAAUGUUAUGAUCAGUGUUUGAUCGAAAAUGUUGUGCAGGAUGUCUGUUUUGGCACACUUUAGGCUCAUUAGAACCAACUGAGUACAACUUGAAUACCACAGCCUACCUGAGUAUUGUUGCUGACCAUGUCCAUCCCUUUAAACCACAGUGGUCAAUGUCACAAAUUUCAAAUAAUCUCAAAAUAGUUUCUUGAACAUGACAUUGAGUUCAGUGUGCUCGAGUUGUGUCCACAGUCACCAGAUCUCAAUCCAAUAGAGCACCGUUAGGUAGUGGUGGAGCAGACGAUUAACACCAUGCAUGUGCAGCAGCGUGAUAGUAUCUUGUCAAUAUGGACCAAAAGGAAUGUUUCCAGGACCUUGUUGAAUCUAUGCCAUGAAAAAUUAACAUAGUUCUGAAGGCAAAAUGAGGUAGAAGCUGGUACCAGCAAGGUGUACCUAAGAAAGAAGCUGUGAGUUUCAUAUCUGUAACACGAUGAUAAUGACGAUGUAUUAAAUUAGCUUCAUUAUAAUUCACCAUGGUCCCAAAUAACAGAUGUUCUUUAUGAGUUUGCAAUAGUUGUGACAUGAGGCAUGACCAACCGCAGCUAAGAAAGUGUUAGAAAAGCCCAGCACCUGCUGAAGCAUCAUGAACUGUCUCAGUUUUACAGUGGAAUUUCAGUGUUGUAAUGAUUAAUGUACAGUCUCAUGGACAUUUGUGCAAACAUUCCACAUGUUGUGAUUAUUCACAGCAAGUGAACACAACCAGCUAACAAAUGUGUUUCCUGACCUUUAAGCUAAAUCUUUGUUUUCAAACUCAAUCUGUAAUUAAAAUCAGCAUUCUUGUGAAAUCUUUGUACAUCACUCCUUUUGCCAUUUUCCCGUACAUCCAAUGACGUAAGAAUACGUCUUGUAUGACACAGAAUUUAAUCUUUUGGCGUGAGCAAGCCUAACUGCUGAUUGUAGUACGUGACCUUGCAAUGAAGCCAAUCUGGUUCCUGUUAGUGGUGUGUCCUCUGCUGCACAGUGCAGAUGUGCAGUGAAGCCUUUAAGGAACUCUUACACCCCACACCCUGCCCUACUUCCAUCUACUUAGACUACAAAAAAAAUCUGUUUUCUCGAAAAGAAUUGCAUUUGCUAUAUGACUUUAUCCAGUAGCAAUUCUACUGCCUGUACUCCACCCCUUUUUUAGUUUAUUUGACUAUUUGACCAGUAGAAGGAAAGAGGUUGCAUGGAAGCGGUCAUAGUGGUAGGCAACAAUGCUGUGAAUGUAUUUCUGAGAUUAUAAACUUAAAACAGGCUAAAAAGGAGAAAUAUGAUACAAUGGAUAAGGGAAAAGUGAAAAGGGUGAUGUUGACCUCAUAGUGACCCCAACUUGAAACAACUGUAUGAGUCAAA
Molecule: messenger RNA, 7871 nt
Organism: Oreochromis niloticus (Nile tilapia)
Lineage: Eukaryota; Metazoa; Chordata; Actinopteri; Cichliformes; Cichlidae
Gene: snx19a
Product: sorting nexin 19a
Exons: 13
Coding region: 278-2971 (897 amino acids)
Cellular component (GO): intracellular membrane-bounded organelle
Molecular function (GO): phosphatidylinositol binding
Source: RefSeq, a predicted model, not a curated record